AUGGGGAAGAACAACGGAGCAGCGCAGCGCCGUGCAAAGGCACGACAACAAGCUAGAAAAUCAGCAGCCAAGUCCUCCUCGAGUGAUAUAGCGGAGAAAGAGCCGACGUCUCCUCCGUCCGCACCGGGGGAGGAAGAGUCUGUCACUGACCCUCCGUCCACCAUCGAAGACACUGUCAUCGAUGCAGCUCCAGUGGCUCUCGAAGAGGCUGCCAGUACAGAGGCAUCCAACUCCAAUCCACCAUCCAUUGAGGCAACGCAUGAGCAAGACUUACAGGCCUUGCGCGAUCAGAUUCAGGGCCUCCAAACUGAAUUGGAGGACACACAACGUACCUUGUCAGAGAGCCAUCAAGCUUUUGCAGAACAGAUUGUCGAAUUGUCUUCUUCCCAUGACCAUGACAAAGAAGCGGCCUGUGCCGAGCUACGGACCCAGCGAGACAAGGCGCAAGAAGCGCUGACAGCUGCACAGGAGCGAGUUGCGUCGCUGGAAGAGCAAGUACAAGAUCUGAAUCAAAAAAUUACAGAGCAUGCUGCAGAGACAUCGAAGCACGCAUCAGCCAUGGCAGAUAUGCAAGGCAAGCUGGCAGAAUGGAUGGCCAAGGCUCAUACACCCUCGACAGAGACUAUCGCGACAAUCGUCAAAGAGCUGGGAUACACAGAUACAGACGCUGAUUAUACCUUAUUGGAGAAACUGCAUGCCGCUCACAAUGCGAAAUAUACCACUCUAUGCACUGCAUCCCGCCAUAUGUAUGAAGAUAUUACCAGCACCCUAGCCAGCGCACUCCCACAAGGCGAAGCCGCCGCAGUCCACGCUGAGGAGAUGAUUCCCACACUACGCGCCCUCCAAGCGCGUGUAGUGGAGUCGCUUGGCGCUGUAGGCAUUUAA
Malassezia pachydermatis is the source of this 885-nucleotide messenger RNA. RefSeq lists its product as hypothetical. The record is from RefSeq and is a predicted model, not a curated record. NCBI's taxonomy places the organism in Eukaryota, Fungi, Basidiomycota, Malasseziomycetes, Malasseziales, Malasseziaceae. The transcript is spliced from 4 exons. The coding region runs from base 1 to 885 and encodes 294 amino acids.